AUGGAGACGCUGAACGUAGCCAUGAGCAAGGUCAAGCAGGAGGAGUGGGACGACAAGGCGCAGCAGACGGUGCAGACGGGGCUGGAACAGCGAGCGAGGCGCUUAUAA
Molecule: messenger RNA, 108 nt
Organism: Peronospora matthiolae
Lineage: Eukaryota; Oomycota; Peronosporomycetes; Peronosporales; Peronosporaceae
Source: the annotation of a GenBank genome assembly